GUAUACAAACAAAAUUAAAAUUUAAGAACUGUUAAUAUAUACUACGAUCUGGUGAAAACCUGAGUUGACACAUGUAGAAAGAUCGUGAGUUGGAACAUAUAAAUAGAUUGGGUUUAUUUGUAAAGGCUAUGGGAAUGAGGGUAAGUGUCCGUCAAAAAAUUCAAAGUUAUGGGGUUCAGUCCUCAGUUUGUCUUAAAAUUUUGAAAAUGCUAAUUUGCUCUGUGAUUCAGAAUGAAUGUUAAUUUGUUAGACCUCGUAUAACUGGUUGGAUAAGUAAGUUCAAAGGUCAGAGGAAGGCAUGGGAAUAUUGCGUCUAGUGGCACCAUGCCAAGUAAAGACUUAAGUGUUCAAACCCUCUUUGUGUUGAGGACAGCUUUAUGUUUUCUACUUGGGUGAAAAUGUUAUCAUGCUGAAAUUUUAUGUGAAAUAAACAUGUAAAUUCCUAAUGAGUUCAAGGGAGCUUGAGAGAAAGAAACAUGUGACUGAAGAAAAGACAUUGUUAAUCAACCCAGAAAGAUUUUAUUGGAACAGUAUGAGUGAAAGACACAGAAUAGGCAGGAAAUAAAUUUGAAGCUAUGGAACUGAAGGGAGAACUGUAUUUACACUAGACCAGACGUAAGAACAUGUGUGCCUUAAAGGUAUCAGUGGUACAUCAUAGAAUAGCCUUCUUUAGGGGACUUGAUAGGAUAGUAAUAGCUGUAGCUCAAUUGUGAUUGUCUAGGUCCACGAGACCCACUGUAAUUCACAGCAUGUUCAUCAACUGAAUUCUGUGUUGUGAUGAUAAAAACCAGGCUGUUCCAGCUCACGUACCUGUCGGUGGAUGGCAGUGCACGCAUAGGAAGAGGUGGACAAACAGCUGAUGUGCAAGCAGUCAGGCAGUCACCCUGUGCCUACGCAGUCCUUCUACACUGGCCAAGCACUUGUGGGCAGAGGUGGCCAAGUGCAUCAUGCAUCUGCAGAAUGUGUGCAAUUGAGUCACCAGCUGGCAGUAGCUGUGCCUGCCCGAGGAUGAGUUGAGGGUUGCGUGAGCGUGCCCACACCCUAUGGUUUAGUGUUGGAACAGCCUGGUGAAAGGCCUUCAGCAUCUGCAGGGAUAUUAUUUUGUUUAGUUGUAAAUAUUGUGAAUCCUGUGAUAUAAUAAAGAUAUCUGCCACUAUGGUUGGACAAUCUUCCUCCUUUAGCAGGUUGCUUUUGGGAUGCUUAAUUCUGUUAUUGUUAUACUUCUUGUACAUGGAUGCCAAACUGUAUUCUCGUAUUCAAAAUUUUCCACUCCGGAGAAAUAUUGACAAUAUGUCCGUACUUGAUUCAAAUUCUUAUGGCUCCUGUGAUUUUUCUCCUUUGUGUGAUGUAACUGUUAAAUCUAUAAUGUUAGACCAUCCCAACCAUUAUUUGUUUAGCCCAAUGGCUACAUUAUUUGAUAAAAUAUUUAGAAUACAUGAAAUAGAGUACAUAACACCAAAUAUGAUAAGUGUGUUUCAUGUGUUAAUUGCUGUGGCAUCAGCUAAAUGUGUAGCAUCUGAUUCUUUGGUUACACGCCGGGUUGGAGUUGCUUUGUUUUUGAUCAGAAGCAUGUUGGAUGAACUUGAUGGACAUGUUGCAAGAGCACGUAAGAACAUACACGGUGAGGGUUCAGAAAUUGGCUCAGUGGGCUUUUUUGUGGAUGGCUUGUGUGAUGCUCUAGGAACAACAGCUCUGCUUAUUGGUUGCCUAAUAUACCUAAAAAACAAUCCGCCUAGAAGAGGUUACACUCACCUUCAGUCACUUAUUCCGCAAGUAAUGGAUGCAACAAAGGAAGUAGGACCAGGAUUUGUUUACAAAGGCAAGAUCACAUCAAAGAAAGUUUUUCAGACAUUGAGCUGUAUUGGAGCACAACUACUCCUCAGCUCAACUGCUUGGAAUCGAUACAUUGCCCUCUACCAAGAUCUCCUUGAGCGAAGAGCUGUUUCUGAUGCCCAGGCUUCGUGUCAAAUACAGGCAUUCCGGUCUUUGCUUAUGUGGGUGGUGGCAUGGUUGUGGCGUAUUUUUAACCCGCAUGCUUUAAUCAAUGCAUUACUUGUGGCAGUUUUCUGUGAUAAAUUGUGGGAAUUCUUAUGUGCCAUACAGUAUGUGGGUUUCCUCAUUCUUGUAAGCAUUGUAUGUAUUUCUGAAAUGCAUGUACAGGAAGUCGAGUCAUUCAUUUAUAAGACCCUCACUAAUAGUACAGCUGUUUAGCAUCAGUAUUUAAAAUGGCAAUGUCUCAGUAUAUUUUUAUGUAUGAAAGUCACCAUCUUUCAGUUAAAUUAUUAGAAAGAAUUUUGCAUUUUGGGGCAUUUAUUUAUAUUUAUUUUACUUUUGCUCUGCAUAUGCAAGCACUGUUGCAGCUGUCUGACACAUUGUUUUGUAUUAUUAUUUUAUUGUUGUGUUUAUGUUGUAUGAUGAGCAUUUUGUUUUUUGCUGUUUCAUUUGUACUGUUGGCUUAUUUGCCUAUGAAAUGCAGUAACAAAAACAUUGCAUAGAUUUUAAUUUAUAUGUAUUAUAACAAGAAUGAUGAUUAGAUUUGAAGAUGUUAAUAAGUUAAUCAGAAUUUUUAUUACUGCGUUCAAUGAACUGUUUUUGCAUCUAAAACAACUUACAUGGAAGUAGUUUCUGACAUGAUUUGUUGCAUGUGAACCUGAACUGAUAUACUCCACAGGAUUUUGAAGUUUAGUAAGAAGAAUGCAUUUAUGCUUUUAUGUUUCGCAUUAGGAAACUUAAGACUGCAUUAAUUUUUCUUUAAAGAGUGCCUUGCCCUUAUGCCACCCUUAUAUGUGGGACUAUUAGCCUGUAACUGAAAUAAUGGUUUGUGAGUCACAGUAUAGAAAUGCCUUACAGUAGCUAUGUGUAGAGAUGGAGGUAGCAGUGGGAAGCAAAGAUUGGGAGGUACACAAAUAUAGGACUUAUAGACAAUCACAUACCUCAGAGUUGAAGUAAUAAACAAUGAUCGAUGUACUGAAGGGGAAUAUAAUUUUCAAAUUAAGCUUUUCUUUAUCAUUAUUGAGAGUGAUUUGAUAGUGUUUUCACAUAUUGUAUGUCAGAGUGGGUAUACUAUCCUGGCAUAUUUCAUUUUCACUUCAUAGGAAUAACUAGCCAUAAUUUUUAUUAUGUAGAAGGAAAAAGCUAUGAUUGUAUCAAAAAUAUGCCCAUUUCUAUUAGUACACUUUAUAGUUUUUUAUGUUUAAUGUAGAACAGUCUAAUUUUUGCCCAUGAAUUUCUUUUCAUGAAGAACCAAAAAUGGAAUGUGCUGUUUUUAAAGAUCUGUUAUUAAUUACAUUUUUGUAAUGGUAUGGAAGUAUAGCAAGUACCGGUAGAAACACAAGAAAAACUCAAGGAUCUUCUUUCUUUCUUGUACAUGUACACUUGCAUGGAAACUGAUUGAUAGAUCACAGAUUUGCAAUUUUCAUAUUGUUCUCUACAACUAGCACUUUUAAGUCAUUUGUAGUUAUGAAUUUACUAAAGAUCUGAUAAGUGUCAUCUGUGAUGGUGUUAGCUGUAUGAUUACAAUUUAACAUGCAGCUCUAGUGCAGUAUGUAUCAGUCAGAGAGCCUGAAUAUUUCUGUGCUACAGCUUAGCUCUUAAUUUUAUUUGGAUAUAUUGCCAUUAAAAUUUCAUAUUAAAAUAUCAAUCAUGUAUUAUUGAAACAAAAUAGAACCUUUGUAAACUUUUUUAAACGUCACCUGUUAAGCCUCUAGUCAUUAAUCCUUCAAAAAGGGUAUCAGCCACUGUUUCAGUUGUACUUUCAGCCUUAUUUUUUAUUUUGAUACAUUGUAAACUGGAAAGAAACCUAAUUUGUGACUUAAUAUUCUAAAAUAUAUUACAAUAAAUACCAUUUAAAAUAUUACCACAGUGCUGUAGAAAAUACUAUAAAAACAAAGGAAUACUUGCAAUAUGAAUAUACUUAUGUCUUCUUUUGAACUGAUAGCAUGAUAGCUUUGAAGUAAAGAAGACUGUUGCAUAGUUCGAUGUCAUUUUAAGGAAAUUUUUAUACCGAAAAGGAAAUUUAAAAAUUUUGCAGAUUGUAAAAUUAAUUUACUACGUAAAAUUCAGGUAUUCAUAUUUAUUGUUGUUUGUACUUUAAAAAGGUGUCUGGCAUAUAUGUUGGUCAGAGAGAAAGAGAUGGAAAAAAAUGUAGUCACACUUCCUGCCACAUGCAUAUGGAAAUGAACUUUCUAGACUGACUGUCAGCAGAAUGUUUUCUCUUUUGCGUUUAUGUUAUAUGUAACGGAGUAUUUUGUAGGCUGUAUGCAAAUUUACUAGUCGGCUACAUUUUUGUGGCUGUAUUAUCACAUAGUCCUUCAGUAACCUGUAUUUAUUCUUCCUUUAUAAAUGUAAUGGCAAUGUUUUCAUGCAUUUACUGUCUAUUACUGUAUUAAGCAGUCUAGUCACAAUGAAUUGCUUUUAAAAUUAAUUUACAAAAUAACAGUAUUGUGCAGUUAGAUGUCUUCCUUAUAUUUGUAGCAAGUGUGUUGCUCACACUGUAGCUGCAACUGGCUGCUUAACUUGAUGAAGUUAUACUCUCUUAAGUGUGGUAGUAUUUUUAUACACCUUUUAAAACUACCUAUUUUUUGAGAAUUUAAAGUCAUAUAUGUUUUCUAUUUAAACUGUUACUUAAUUGUUUCAUGCUAUUAAAAUAAAUUUUGCUGAAAUUUUGUUUAUAGAUUCUUAUGGUCUGGGAAUAAUGUUUUCCUGACAGAAGUUGAAUAUGCUGUUCAUUUAGCAUGCAACUUUGUUACUAAUUAAGUUACUAUUUGCAACAACAGGAAUGAAUAAUGUAACAUCAGAAUAUAAGAAUAAUUUUAAUUGGUAAUGAAUUCUACACUGUUGUUCCACACUGUUCAAUAAGUUGGAAAUAUGUUCCUUUCGAGCAUCAGGUGCAGUGUUGUUUCCUAUAUUGCUGCUAGCAUUUGUUAACUUUCUUCUUGUUAAUAUUUUAGCAAAUGUCAGUAUUUUGAAUGGAAAGUUUCCAUAUAACUUAUUGUUCAUAAAUGUAGCAUUUCUAUGUUUACAAGAACUAUUUAACUUUUUACAUUUCUACUUGUGAAACUUAGUGUAUUCAGUCAAAGCAAUAAAGGAUGAAAGCCAUACUUGAAAUGGGCAUUAUUU
Molecule: messenger RNA, 5118 nt
Organism: Schistocerca americana (American grasshopper)
Lineage: Eukaryota; Metazoa; Arthropoda; Insecta; Orthoptera; Acrididae
Gene: Cpes
Product: ceramide phosphoethanolamine synthase
Exons: 2
Coding region: 1156-2211 (351 amino acids)
Biological process (GO): phospholipid biosynthetic process
Cellular component (GO): membrane
Molecular function (GO): phosphotransferase activity, for other substituted phosphate groups
Source: RefSeq, a predicted model, not a curated record